Messenger RNA from Prorocentrum cordatum, 309 nucleotides. The record is from the annotation of a GenBank genome assembly. Lineage: Eukaryota; Dinophyceae; Prorocentrales; Prorocentraceae.
AUGGCGGACCUGCCCAUCGACUUCGAGUCCGGGUACCACGUCGGCUAUUCAUUUGUGAAUUUAAUUGCCUCAGAGGAUGCCGUUCGAUUCAUGGAGGUCUUCUCUGGGUUCAACGACUGGAAACCGAGACGUGACCACAGGAUUUGUGCUGUUGGCUGGGCCGCGAUACAGGGGUUCCUCGCGAACGUCGAGCGGUUCGAGACCAAGCAGUUAACGAUGGACGGUCUUCCCGAGGAGUACAAGCCUGUGCUGUUCAGGGACGGCGAGCAGAUCUCCUUCGAGCGCUUCUCCUCGACAAAAAGGUAUUAA